CUAGAGAACGACCUGGCGCUUUUACCUCAGACGAGUCGGGGACGCGGGGUCCACGGACCUGAAGCCCCAGGACGCCUCCUGAGACGGCUUAGCCACGGGCCUCUCUCGGCGCCAGGCGACGCCUGACCCCGUCGGGCCUCACGGCGCGAUCCAACAGGCCCGAAGCAAAACUCCGCCAGCCGCCUGCGCUUUCACGCUGAGGGUCGGGACCGCGGCCGUGCGCCGGGGAUGGCGGUGACAGUGACGCUGGAGCCGGCGGGCCGCUGCCGCUGGGACGAGCCGGUGCGCAUCGCCGUGCGCGGCUUGGCCCCGGGGCAGCCGGUCACGCUGCGCGCGUCCCUGCGCGACGAGAAGGACGCGCUCUUCCGAGCCCACGCGCGCUACUGCGCCGACGCCCACGGCCAGCUGGACCUGGAGCGCGCGCCCGCGCUGGGCGGCAGCUUCGCGGGGCUCGAGCCCAUGGGGCUUCUCUGGGCUCUGGAGCCCGAGAAGCCUUUUUGGCGGUUUCUGAAGCGGGACGUGCAGACGCCCUUCGCCGUGGACCUGGAGGUGCUCGAUGGCCACGACCCUGACGCCCAGCGGCUCCUGGGCCGCGCGGUGCACGAGCGCGACUUCCUGGCGCCCGGGGUGCGGCGCGAGCCCGUGCGCGCGGGCCGGGUGCGCGCCACGCUCUUCCUGCCGCCGGGACCAGGACCUUUCCCAGGGAUCAUUGACAUCUUUGGUGUUGGAGGAGCCCUGUUGGAAUAUCGGGCCAGCCUUCUGGCUGGCCAUGGCUUUGCCACGUUGGCUCUAGCUUAUUGUGAUUUUGAAGAUCUUCCCAAGAAAUUCGACACCAUACACCUGGACUACUUUGAAGAAGCCCUGUGCUACAUGCUUCAACACACCCAGGUAAAGGGCCCUGGCAUUGGACUUCUGGGCAUUUCUUUAGGGGCUGAUAUUUGUCUCUCCAUGGCCUCAUUUUUGAAGAACAUCUCAGCCACAGUUUCCAUCAAUGGAUCUGGCUUCAAUGGAAACAAAGCCAUAUACUACAAGGAGAAUAGCAUUCCACCACUGGGCCAUGACCUGAGGAGAAUGAAGGUAGCUUUUUCAGGCCUCCUGGACAUUGUGGAUAUAAGGAAUGAUAUUGUAGGGGGAUGUGAGAACCCCUGCAUGAUUCCAAUAGAGAAGGCCCAGGGGCCCAUCCUCUUCAUUGUUGGUCAGGAUGACCAUAACUGGAGGAGUGAGUUAUACGCCCAGAUAGCCUCUGAACGGUUACAGGCCCAUGGAAAGGAAAAACCCCAGAUCAUCUCUUACCCUGGGACUGGGCAUUACAUUGAGCCUCCUUACUUCCCCAUGUGCCCAGCUUCCCUACACAAAUUAUUGGACAAACCUGUGAUCUGGGGUGGGGAGCCCAGGGCUCAUUCUAAGGCCCAGGUAGAUGCUUGGAAGCAAAUUCUAACCUUCUUCACCAAACACCUUGGAGCUUGUCCCAAAUUGUAAUGCCCCAAAUUGUAAUUGGUCUGUUAUUGACAGGAGAGAUUCAAGGUCAGAUUUUAGUGUUUAAUAAUCUUAUGUGAAUCACUUGUCCCCUGGAUAACAUUAAAUUCAUGUCAUUGGUAUUAAUGCUAUAUUUUAGGUAACUUUUUUGAGAUUAAUUUUGUCAUUAAUUUUUCUAAUGUAACA
Messenger RNA from Eubalaena glacialis (North Atlantic right whale), 1662 nucleotides. It is a transcript of the gene ACOT4, whose product is annotated as acyl-CoA thioesterase 4. The record is from RefSeq and is a predicted model, not a curated record. Gene Ontology annotation, biological process: acyl-CoA metabolic process; fatty acid metabolic process. Gene Ontology annotation, cellular component: peroxisome. Gene Ontology annotation, molecular function: fatty acyl-CoA hydrolase activity. Bases 229 to 1479 code for a protein of 416 amino acids. The transcript has 3 exons. Lineage: Eukaryota; Metazoa; Chordata; Mammalia; Artiodactyla; Balaenidae.